ACUCAGAAACAAGGGAUCCUUCCAAACACACCCAUAAGUUUGUAUUCUCAUUUAAUUACAUGGGAAAGUGCCCCCCCUCUGUAAAUUCGGUCGCAACCCACCCUCUCUCCCCGUCUCUCUCUCAAGUCUAACCAUUCUGAAAAAGGCGUAGUGGUGAAUCCUUUGAACCGAGAGCAAUGGAUCCUUCUCCGCCUCUCAACAUCUUGGUUAGAGAACCUCAAGGAUUCUCUCUCUGGACCGGUCCGCCUUUCAGCAAUGGCGAACCCCGCGUCAAUCUCCAAGUACCCUGCUCGUCCUCAAAGUUCAGUGAAGAUGGAAGCAGGCUCCUCGCCAUCAAAGAUAACUCCAGUGUCGUCUCUAUUUAUGAAUCUCAAAAUGGGCGAGAGAUCGCUUCGUUCCAGGUCCCUGGCUUGCUGGCUGCUUCUCUCUCCCCAAGAGGAACUUAUCUCCAAACUUUCCAGAAAGCGUUGCCCUCCCAGGAAAAGAACCUCAUCCUAUGGGAAAUCGAUAAUUCCACCACUGUUUAUCAGCAAUUCCAGAAGACUAUGGCGAAGAAUAACUGGCCUUCCAUCCAAUUUAGUUCUGAUGAGGCCACAGCCUGCCGGAUGGCUACGAACGAGAUACAGUUCUUUGAUGCUAAGGAUUUCACCAAAGGAGUUUUAUAUAAGCUUAGAAUCCCAGGUAUAGCUUCGGUGGAGCUUUCUAAGACACCAGGCUCACAUGUUGCUGCAUUUGUCUCAGAAUCAAAGGGAAUUCCCGCCAGUGUUCAAAUCUUCGUGUGUGGUAAGGAUAACCCGUUACAGCCUGUUGCUCGCCGUAGCUUUUUCCGUUGCUCCACAGUGCAAUUGCAUUGGAAUUUUGGCUCCACGGGGCUCUUGAUCGUGGCACAAUCAGAUGUGGAUAAAAGCAACCAGAGUUAUUAUGGAGAGUCAAAGUUGAAUUACUUGACAACCGAUGGGAGCCAUGAAGGACUUGUACCUCUUCGUAAAGAUGGUCCUGUUCAUGAUGUUCAAUGGUCUCCUUCUGGUGCUCAAUUUGUAGUAGUUUAUGGAUUCAUGCCUGCAAGAAUUACCUUGUUUGACAAGAAGUGCAAUCCAGUAUUUGAGCUUGGAUCAGGCCCUUACAAUACUGUCAGGUGGAACCCGAAGGGAACAUUUUUAUGUUUGGCGGGUUUUGGAAAUUUGCCUGGCGAUAUGGCAUUUUGGGUUUGUUCAGAGAAAAGGUUACUUGGAACUACAAAAUCUGAGUGCUCAGUAACGAGUGAAUGGUCUCCUGAUGGGCGCUAUUUUAUGACAGCCACAACAGCUCCCAGAUUACAGAUUGACAACGGGAUUAAAAUAUUUCAUCUUGAUGGGUCACUGUAUUUCAAGAAAAUGUUUGAGAAACUCUACCAGGCUGAUUGGAAGCCAGAAGCUGUGGAACGAUUUGGAGAUAUUGAUGAACUAGUUAAGUUUGUAAAAACCAAUUUAAAGAUUGAUGAUAUUAGUAAAGGCCCAAAACCUCUCUCUCAAUCCAAUACAAAGGUCAGUACUCCUGCUCCGAAACCUACUGCUUAUCGUCCGCCACAUGCCAAGAAUGCAGCUGCGGUUCAAGCAGAGCUCUUUGGUGGAGGUGGUGGCCCUUCAGAAGAGAUGAGUAAGAAUGCAUUGAGAAAUAAGAAGCGAAGAGAGAAGCAAAGAGAGAAAAAGGCUGCUGCAGACAAUGGUAAUUAAUAUAGAUAUGUUGAAAAUGAUGCAUUCUCUUUUGCACACUUCUUUCUAAAGAAGUACUAUUUUCAUCGUCUUUGAUCCUGUUGGUAAGCGUGGGUUGCAAAACAAGGGCUUCUCCCGAGGUCAGGUACACCUAGCAUGCCUUGCAUGAGAAGUUUGGAGUUUAUAUUGGAUUCAGUUCACAAGUUUCUUUUGAAUUGAGUCCCUUGCAUGAGAAGUGUGAAAGUACUCAAAGAUGAGUAAAGUUUUAUAAUGCUCAAAAGUGAAUACUCGGGUGUCUUUUGCUGAUGUCCUUUCAACAUGUAAGUUAUCAUGCGGUGGUUGCUAUACCAAACUGUUAAGAUUCUUGUAUGAGAAAGCAAUUCACAAAAAGGGUAUGGAACAUUCUUUAUAUCUGAGUGAAAAUUGAUUGUGGAUGCAUCAAACAAGGUUGGAUGGUAAUGAAAGUUUGAUGGCAGUUUGAAGUCUAA
This is a messenger RNA of Amborella trichopoda, 2179 nucleotides long. Its product is annotated as Eukaryotic translation initiation factor eIF2A family protein. NCBI's taxonomy places the organism in Eukaryota, Viridiplantae, Streptophyta, Magnoliopsida, Amborellales, Amborellaceae. Gene Ontology annotation, biological process: translational initiation. Gene Ontology annotation, molecular function: translation initiation factor activity; mRNA binding; tRNA binding. Gene Ontology annotation, cellular component: cytosolic small ribosomal subunit. The record is from RefSeq and is a predicted model, not a curated record.